GAGAAAUUCCAGCGGCGGUGGCGCCUGUGACGACGACGACGACAGCCGGAGCGGAUUCUGGCCUUGUCGCUCACCAUGCCGACGGUGGAGGAACUUUACCGCAAUUAUGGCAUCCUGGCCGAUGCCACGGAACAAGUGGGCCAGCAUAAAGAUUCCUAUCAAGUAAUACUGGAUGGUGUGAAAGGUGGUACUAAGGAGAAAAGAUUAGCAGCUCAAUUUAUUCCAAAAUUCUUCAAGCAUUUUCCCGAAUUGGCUGAUUCAGCUAUCAAUGCACAGUUAGACCUCUGUGAGGAUGAAGAUGUAUCGAUUCGACGCCAAGCAAUUAAGGAACUGCCUCAGUUUGCCACUGGAGAAAAUCUUCCCCGAGUAGCAGACAUACUAACCCAGCUUCUGCAGACAGAUGACUCUGCAGAAUUUAACUUGGUGAAUAACGCCCUAUUAAGUAUAUUUAAGAUGGAAAAGCUAGAGACAAAUUUAAGGAAACUGUUCGAUAAGUUGUUGGAGUACAUGCCUCUCCCACCAGAAGAAGCGGAAAAUGGAGAGAACGCUGGCAAUGAAGAACCUAAGUUGCAGUUCAGUUAUGUGGAAUGUCUGUUAUACAGCUUUCACCAGUUGGGUCGGAAACUUCCAGAUUUCCUAACGGCCAAACUGAAUGCAGAGAAGCUCAAAGAUUUCAAAAUCAGGCUUCAGUACUUUGCACGAGGCCUGCAGGUUUAUAUCCGACAACUUCGCUUGGCUCUGCAGGGGAAAACAGGAGAGGCCUUAAAGACAGAAGAGAACAAGAUUAAAGUUGUUGCAUUGAAAAUCACAAAUAAUAUCAAUGUUUUAAUCAAGGAUCUCUUCCACAUUCCCCCUUCUUAUAAGAGCACAGUAACAUUAUCCUGGAAGCCCGUACAGAAGGUUGAGUUGGGGCAAAAGAGAGCCAGUGAAGAUACAACUUCAGGUUCACCACCCAAAAAAUCUACAGGACCAAAAAGGGAUGCCAGACAAAUUUAUAAUCCUCCUAGUGGGAAAUACAGCAGCAAUUUGAGCAACUUUAAUUAUGAGAGGAGCCUUCAGGGGAAGUAGAGGUGGCCGAGGCUGGGGAGCACGAGGAA
Molecule: messenger RNA, 1097 nt
Organism: Elephantulus edwardii (Cape elephant shrew)
Lineage: Eukaryota; Metazoa; Chordata; Mammalia; Macroscelidea; Macroscelididae
Product: apoptosis inhibitor 5-like
Exons: 11
Coding region: 76-1068 (330 amino acids)
Biological process (GO): negative regulation of apoptotic process
Cellular component (GO): nucleus
Molecular function (GO): RNA binding
Source: RefSeq, a predicted model, not a curated record